AUGCGUCAUAAAGGCAAAGACAAGGAACUUCCCCCAUCGUUACCUCCCUUAUCGUUUACCCCAGCUGAACUAGGAUAUGGCACCAUCGAUUGGCCAUCCCCUGAGCCCGUGUCACCAAACCCUGGUCCUUCAUCAUACGGAUCAGGUCACACUUCUCUUCUCAGUACCGCCCAGAGUCCAUUUCCAUCGAUCCAAUCUCCUGACGCGCAUCCGGAUAGCCGCCCGGGUGUGACAGAGGACUCGCGUAUUCUGACACGCAUGCCUUCGCGCAGGCGCUCUCUCUCUAGCCUUUCUGUGCAGUCAACACGUUCGUUAGCCGCACGCUCCAUGUCACGAAUAAAGACAAAAUUCAACGGACCUAGGAGCCCUGGCAGUUUCGCUCGCAAACUCUUCUCAAAAGCCAGGCCAGAGUCAGCGUCAACAAGUCCCGUCGAAAUCGGACCCAGCGUGGGGCUAACAGCAGAUCCCAACCUUGGAGAUUUGGCCAUAGUUGGUCAGGGCAGCUGCUUCCUACCGUGGAGGACCGAUUAUAAGCGAAGUACACCUCUUCCUCCUUACCUGAGCGUUAAUGCAGAUGGUGUCUUGAGCACGGACAAUGCUCUCCUUUAUCACCCGCCUCAGUAUCCAGAUGGCGCCAAUCUGAAGGGAAAAGGACGCUCUUAUUCAUCGCCCUUCCCCACAUCUGUCCUUGACAUUGUUCCGGCUGUUCCUGACGAAACCUUUGUCCCAUUGCCUAUCGUAGUGCACAACUCAUUCGACGAAACUUUACCCCGGGAGCUGAAAUUGCAUAUACUUUCUUUCGUCGUAUCCUUAUACCACGAAGACCACGAACGUAAGAAAAGCACCGGGUCUUGGACCGCGAACAAGGCUUCUUCCUCUAAAAAUAAAUGGGUAGGUAGAGACAGGGGCAUGCGAGAACUUGUGAAAUUGAGUAGGGUUUCGAAGGCGUGGCAGGCCCUCGUCUUUGACGGUCAGCUAUGGAUGGAUGUCAAUCUACGAUCAUUCCCGAAACUGCCUACGGCUCUCCUCUUGCGUCUCUCAGAGACACCUGGGGCUUUCGUAAAGAAAAUCGACCUGACGGGUCAUGUAUAUCUGUCGCCCUCUACCAUGCUUAACUUGACGAACAAUCUAUGUUCUGGGCCAGAGUCUUCUGAUUCCCCGUACACCCAACUUAUUGAUGUCAACCUUCAAGGCUGUUCAGCGCUGACAUCACAGUCCUUGCACAAUCUCAUCAUCCACUCUCCUUUCUUGCGCAAUCUAUGUCUCAAAGGCCUGGAGGCGGUCACCAAUGUGACAUGCGACCUCCUCGCGCUGUCCCCUCAUCUCACCUCGUUAAACUUGAGCCGGUGCCCUAACAUGGAUGCGCAGGGAAUUCUCAGUCUUUCGUCUGCGGUGCUCCGCCAUGGAAAUCGGCUUGCUCUGAAGGAGCUUCGGCUAUCUGGCCUGCAGGAUGUUCUGGAUAUAGGUUACGCUCGUAAUCUGCACAACUCCGCUGUUGACGCAUUCAUCGCAUGCACCGAAGAGGACGAGAACAUUGAGACUGUCACGCUGACAGCACGUCAAGCAGGCCGGGAGUCAAGGGACGUGAAGAACUAUCGCCGACGUCUGACCUCGCUCCGACACAUUGUCUUGUCCUCAUGCGUAUUGCUUACUGAUAUAGCAUGUUCCCACCUCGCGCAUGCCGUUCCACGUUUGGAAAUCUUGGAAUUAGGAGGCAUAGGUAGCGAGCUCAAGGACGAGGGGCUUAUCCGGCUGUUGGAAACGACACCUCUUAUCAAGAAAAUCGAUCUAGAAGAUGCCUGCGAAAUUACUGAUGCUGUGAUCGCAGCCAUCACUCCGGCUCCGCUGACAGAUACGACCUUACAGCGUGGGGUUGUGUCGAAUGAAGCGCCACAGGCUGGACACGCUUUAGAACAUCUGGUGGUAUCAUAUGCUAGCAAUCUAAGCAACGAGGCCUUCAAGUCACUAAUAAGCAACUGUCCGCGCCUUCGAGUCUUGGAAGCAGAUAGUACAGCCAUGUCAGGGAGCGUGCUGAAGCAAUUCGUGCGGCUCACUCGCAGCCGGAAUAUGUGCAAUCCUACUGUGGUCGCUGUGGACUGUAGAGGAAUUGGGGAAAGUGUCGUUAAGGAACUCUCGGUCUCGACUCGUCCGAGGAGGGGCUGGAGGUCAUGGGAGGCGAGGAAGCUUGGUUAUCUCGAUGGGCGAGACGAGGAAGAGUUGAAAGUAGGACAGGACGAAUGUGACGAUAAGCGUGUCGUUCUCAAGUCGUUCUACUCGUGGCAGACGGUGGACGCUGUUCGUGCGGCACGAGAUCGACAACGUAAGUCGACGCGACGGGCCAGGAACGUUUCUGGGGGGGGUAGCGACACGGAAGAUGCUGUUCCUGCGUCUGGGAGAUCCGGGAUGCGAUGGUGGUCCCCAAGUGGAAGAAGGUCCUCUGGCAACACCUCACCUACGACUGGAGAUGCAAACGAUCGGGACGGCUGUACCAUCAUGUGA
This is a messenger RNA of Serpula lacrymans var. lacrymans S7.9, 2499 nucleotides long. RefSeq lists its product as uncharacterized. Gene Ontology annotation, molecular function: protein binding. The transcript is spliced from 3 exons. Gene Ontology annotation, biological process: SCF-dependent proteasomal ubiquitin-dependent protein catabolic process. Gene Ontology annotation, cellular component: SCF ubiquitin ligase complex. NCBI's taxonomy places the organism in Eukaryota, Fungi, Basidiomycota, Agaricomycetes, Boletales, Serpulaceae. The coding region runs from base 1 to 2499 and encodes 832 amino acids. The record is from RefSeq and is a predicted model, not a curated record.